AUGGCUGAGACAACAAGGGAUGAAGAUCGGACCGAGGAACACAACCGGAAAGGAGGUAGGAAUGUGAUUCUACUAGAAGAGGCAGACAUAUCAGAAGGUAUUAACGCUUGCUCCAAUAGCCUCUAUGGCAGACUCUUUGCUUCCAAAACCUUCUCAAUUGGAACCAUGGGGAAUGCUUUAAAGGCUAUAUGGGGAAACGCGGAAGGAUUUAGCGUGAGUGACAAAAGGGAUAAUUUCUUCCAAUUCUUUUUUAAUAAAGAAGUGGAUGUCUUGCGUGUUGAACGUGGUUCUCCAUGGCUAUUCAAAGAUUAUGUGCUCCAUGUCAAGAGAUGGAAGGAAGAUCAGAACUGUGAUGAAGAUAUUAUUUCCAAUUUUUCAGUUUGGGUUCAAUUUUGGGGUUUGCCAGAAUCGUUUAAAACCCUCGAAGUUGGACGUAAAUUGGGAGAGAAACUGGGCACAGUGUUGGAGGUAGGUAAAUUUCAGAUGCGAGGCAGAGAAACUAGAAUUGUGAAGACCAAAAUCAAUAUUGAUGUUGCCAGGUAA
Messenger RNA from Arachis ipaensis, 543 nucleotides. RefSeq lists its product as uncharacterized. Lineage: Eukaryota; Viridiplantae; Streptophyta; Magnoliopsida; Fabales; Fabaceae. The record is from RefSeq and is a predicted model, not a curated record.